Molecule: messenger RNA, 642 nt
Organism: Loa loa (African eye worm)
Lineage: Eukaryota; Metazoa; Nematoda; Chromadorea; Rhabditida; Onchocercidae
Exons: 4
Coding region: 1-621 (206 amino acids)
Biological process (GO): autophagy of mitochondrion; protein lipidation; protein localization to phagophore assembly site
Cellular component (GO): extrinsic component of membrane; cytosol; phagophore assembly site membrane
Molecular function (GO): phosphatidylinositol-3,5-bisphosphate binding; phosphatidylinositol-3-phosphate binding
Source: RefSeq, a predicted model, not a curated record
AUGUUCAGAUGCAUCUUGGAUGUGGAAAAUGGUGCUUUGUGGCCUUUACAGGUGAUAGCAACCCGCCUAACAACGGUGCCAUCGAUGUCGCGGGAUGAUGAAUUAGCGGCUGAAGAGUUAUCUUUUGUUGGAUUCAACCAGGAUGCUACAUCACUUGCUUUGGGUGCAGCAUCCAGUUAUGCGUUGUAUUCGAUCAAAAAAACUGAUAAACUUGACUUAAUUCACGAAAGUUACAGACAGUUUUCAGAUGACAAGAAGAAGAAUGUAGAAGUUUGCGAGAUUAUGCUUAUUGAGCGUCUCUUUUCAUCCAGUCUUUUAAUGCUGGUGUCGACGCAGGCACCACGUAAGCUACGGAUUUAUCACUUCCAGAAAAACAAUGAGAUUUGUGCUCAAAGCUACACAAAUACAGUACUAGCAGUGAGAUUAAACCGUGACUAUAUGGUUGUUUGUUUGGAAGACAUAGUAUAUAUUCAUACGGUUAAAGAUAUGAAGGUGAUUUUUUUUUACUUUGUUUUUUUUCUUUGCAGCACGUAUGUGAAGUUUAUUUUAAUUUCCAAUAAGCUUAUCCUUAAAAUUCCAAAAAUUCAUAUAUGCAUGAAUAGUUGCAAAUCAAAUUAUUAAUUCACCAGCAGCUGAACCACU